UAUGUGUUUUUCAUGAUUGUUGAAGUUAUCAUUUCUCUCUUUCUCUCUGUUUUCCAGUUGUAUCACCAGGGAGACGUACAGAAGAGUCCGCCCCUACGAUAACGGAACAACCCAAGAGUUUGAUUGUGACGAGAGGAGACCCAGCCUCGUUCAACUGCAAGGCUGAAGGAAGACCAGAACCUACUAUUUCAUGGUUGAAGAAUGGACAGCCGCUGGUGAUCCGAGAUACCCGACACACCGUUCUAGACUCUGGCUCUCUCUUCUUCCUUCAAGUGGUUGGGAACCGUCAAGGAGGACAGGAUGGUGGGGUCUACCAAUGCAUGGCUCACAACUCAUUAGGAACAGCAUACAGUGCUAAUGCUACCCUAGAAAUAGCAUAUCUUAGAGAGGACUUCCGAGAAGAGCCAGUGAGUGACCAGCUGAUAUCGGGAGACUCAGCAGUUCUUGAGUGCACCCCACCCAGGGGUUACCCUACUCCGGAGGUAACCUGGCUCAAAGAUGACCAACCCAUCAUACUGGACAACAAUAGGGUCAAGAUAGUAGAAGAUGGGAACCUGCUACUCAAAGAGCUGAGGAAAGAUGACGAAGGAACAUACAAGUGCAAGGCUCAGAAUGUUGCUGGAGAAAGGAUCAGCAAGGAUGCUUAUCUUACAGUACAAGUGAAGCCAGCAUUCAUCAACCCACCCCAGGAUACAAUCACUGCACCCGGUGAGGCAGCGGUCCUGAGAUGUGAAGUAGAAGGCGACCCGCCCCCUACAGUCUCAUGGAGUAGAGAGAUCGGAGAGCUACCAGAUGGAAGAACGCAACAGCUUCCUGAUAAUUCUUUACGGAUUCGGCAUACCGAUGAGUUAGAUGAUGGAGUCUAUAUAUGCACAGCUGAAAACAUCUGGGGCACAAGUGAUGCUAAAGCUAGAUUGCGAGUCAGUGCGGUCCCUGACUUCAUCCGUGCUCCUCGUGACAAGACAGUGCAUGUCAAUGAAAUGGUUCGCUUUCAGUGUGAGGCUGUAGGAAGCCCGCCCCCAUCCAUCCAUUGGCAGAAAGCUGGCACAGAGGACAAUCUUCUCUUCAUAAACCAACAAAGAGGGCGUUUUGAAGUGUCAGCAUCGGGUGAGCUUCAGAUCAACCCUGUCCAGAUGGACGAUGCAGGAACAUAUAUCUGCUAUGCUACUGGGGGAACAGGAGUGGCAGAGGCUAAGGCUGUACUACGCGUUCUUGGGAGUGGAACAGGUGGAGAGGAAGAUGAGUCUUUAGCUCCGCCCCCUCUCAUCCAGUAUGGUCCAGCCAAUCAGACCUUGGUAGUAGGUUCUACAGCUACAUUCAUGUGUCGCUCUGCUGGCAACCCAUCCCCUCAGAUUGAAUGGACAAAAGAUGGAAUCGCUCUGACAACCUCAAAUCCAAGGUUUAGCCUGAUGUACCCUGAUAACACACUGGAGAUCACAGGGGUACAGGUGGAUGAUAGCGGAUUAUAUUCCUGUCUAGCUUCAAGUAACAGCGGUGAGACCAGUCAGUCAGCUACGCUUCUUGUUAUAGAAUCAACUGAGACCUCAGGCAUUCCUGUAAAGACUGCCCCCAGCAUCAAUGAGCUGCCAGGGUCUCCCUCACAGCCUCUUAGGGUCAAUGUGACCAGGUCAUCCAUACAGGUACGCUGGACGGCUCCUGCAGCUAAUAGAGCGCCCUCUGUGACAGGUUAUCAGGUCGAGUACUUCAGCCCGGAGCGGGUGACAGGAUGGGUGGUAGCUGGCAACGGUAUCCAAGGAGAAACAUACAACAUCAAUCAUCUGGUCCCUUCAUCCUCCCACUUGGUGGUUGUCAGGGCGAUCAACUCUAAUGGUAUUGGCCCACCUGGUCCCAUGUCAGAAAGCAUCUCAACAUCAGAAGAGACGGCGAAUCCCCCACCCUCCAGGGAAUGCCUGUCAGAUCAAUCGUCCAUCACUGUGGAGAUCACUACAAUCAUUGCUCUUAGUUCCACUGCUAUCAAAGUCUCAUGGGAAGUCCAUACCCCUGCAAACGAGGACCAGAUAGAUGGGUACCAGGUGCGUUACCUGCUCUCAGAUGGGGCUAGCCGCACACACUUCCAGACAGUGGUAGGGAUGCUUUCUACCAUACUGACUGGACUAGAUCCUAGCAUGGACUACACAGUGUCUGUCAGGCCACAGAUCUGCAACAGUAAAGGACAGGAGUCCCCCUCAGUGGCUGCUAGAACUAUGAGUGAAGGAUCCGGUCCACUCUGUGUUCAUGGAGACAAUCGAAUCCUUCAGAACAAACUUGAUGGCAGCGACGUUCAUAUCGUGGGAACUGAGACCGUUGGAUCUAAUGCCCUACAAGUCAAGUGGGAGAUUGCGAGACAUGCAGCGGCAUACGUAGAAGGGUUUCACAUCAAAUACCGCACCUCUAGCUCCUCCUCCUCUAACUACUCAGUGGAAACCAUCACCGGGCCUGCUAGAACCUUUGUAUUGAAUGGCCUGACCUCAUGGCAGGAGUACUCUAUCAGUGUACAGCCAUUCAGUGGACUUUACUGUGGACAGGAGGGAGAACAGAUUAAGACUUGGACUGCUGCUGACAGACCACGUGGACCACCAAGGAAUGUGAUUGCUCGUAGCAAUGGGACCAGUGCAGUCCUGGUCCAGUGGCAUGCUCCAGGUCGGGACCUGGUCCAAGGUUACAUCGAGGGCUACUACAUCUCCUGCCGGGGCAACAUCUCCUCCCAUGCUCGUAACCGCACCAUCCAGGGCAACACUACCUUCAUAGGUCGGGUGGGUGGUCUACAAGCAGGCAAGGUCUACUGGGUUCAGGUAGCAGCAUUCACUGCUGCUGGAGCAGGUCCAUCCAGUCCAGUCGUCCUGGUUACGGUAGCUUCACCUAUUCCAAUUGAUGCAGGACUAGCGCCUAGUGACCCUGAGAACAUUGAUGGUGAAGCUACAAAGCCGUGGGUCUAUGCCAUCAUCGCCACCAUUGUCUUCAUCAUCGCCCUUGUUCUCAUUGCCUUCGUUCUGAGGCGUAGGAGGAUGAAACAUGCUGCCAAUCUUACAAAAAAUCCACUUGGAAUUGAAGGAGCAACUCACAUGACCACACUGACUAGCCAAUACGAUGGUCAACCGGCCAGCAACGGUCACCCCAGCUGGCCCCCAGACCAGACCUGGCGGAGCAACAAUUCUUCUGAGUGCCAAUCAUCUAGUCUCCAUGGUAACGGUUCUGCUACGGCUGCAGUGACAACCUUUGCUCCCGCCCACCCUAACGGCUCACUGCGCAGUGUGCUGGGCAAGAACCAGUACCUGCAACCCCAUCAUAGCGGGGUUACUACUAGCCCAGCUUACUGGCUGCUAGAGGCUUACGAAUCCAAAGAGCAAAUGCAGGCAAAUCAAGGCGAGAAAGGAGACAUCGGCACACAUAAAACCAACCAUUAUAACAGCAAUAAUGUUCCUGUUUAUGCGGUUGUUGACAAUGAAUCAGAUGAUGAUGAUGAGAGUCCUUCAUGCCCUCACAUGGCUCACACACUGCCUCUUAAUCAGUGCAAUCAUAUGCUCCAAGAACACUGCCAGUCACUACCACCUCAUAUGACAGAACCAUAUGCAUCCACCACACUCGUACUGCCUCCUAAUAUCCGAGAAUACAUGGCUCAAAGGCAGAACUGCAGCGAUACGAGUUCAGGCUCGGCCUCAGGAUCCAUCACCUAUCCCUUACCUUCCUGUGCUGGUCAGCAUAAGGGGCGUAAGAAGUCAGGCAAGAAGGGAAGACCAGGAGAGGAUGGAGGACCUCCAUUACCCCCACAAAGAGAGGGAUCACAUCUCUGUGUUGAAUGUCAAAGUGGUCUAAGUGAUUCUGGUGCAAGUUCACAAGGAAGCAGAAGAAAAGUCAAGACACGUACAGGAACUGGUAGCAAAUACCCAGCAUGCAACUGGACUGAGUUUCUUCCCCCUCCUCCUGAAGAGCCCCCAAUGGGCUCUACACCAUCUCAAGACUCUCUAGGCAAGAUCAAAUCACCUCCUCCAUGUAAUGGUCAUCCAAACAGUCAUCCUAAUGGUCAUCCAGGUGCUCACCAAGGCAUCCAUACACAUCCAACGUUUGUCCCUAUUCAACCAGCAAUGAUUGGAGGACAUCAUCCCCACCAUGCCCCAGCUCUCCCCAUGAGGCAACACCCCCAGUACCCUCAGUAUCCCUACACACAUCCUCAUCCCCAGUCCAAUGGGCUUCCACAUACCCUACCAGUGAUCUCCAGGGGAGAUGAGCCCCAGCAGCACACCACUACCCUACCCAUACAUCGACCUAUGGGGCUCAUCAAUGGACAGAUGUACCCUGUAGCAGUCAUGGCAGGGGGUAUGGCAGGGGGGCAACCUCUCGCCCCUCAUCAGGUGUUUGAUGAUCCAAGGCAUGAGCAGCUUGGUAGAGAACUUCUUGAGUUUAAUGAUGAUCUCAUGUCACAGAGUGAAGCCAUGUCAGACAAUGAAGAAGCAGCUCCUAUGCUACCAAGAAUAGCUCCUGACACAGGUUUGCCAGACCAGUCUUCAAAGUUAAUACCAGAUGAUUUAGAAACAGAUUUAGAAACAUCUAGUAAUUGUACAGGGUCAAUGAUGGCGUCGUGGGCAUCAAUGAAUGGGAGCAGUACGGGUGGAAGCAAUCGUAACAGCGCCUCCAGCUGUAGUUCAGAUGGAUCAUUCUGUGCUGAGACAGACUUUGCUGCAGCAGUCACAGCUGCUGCUCAAAAUGCAGGCAUUCCAGUCGUUGGUUCUCCACCAGCAAAAGUUGGGAGAGAUCUCGAUGCAGGAGAGCACAUGGGAAAUGGUUCAGCAAAAAAAGCAUCAAGAAGAACAACACCAAAUAGCAGAAAAGGUCCUACCGUCCCCAACUCACUAUUCCCCCAGCCAUCACCCCAACAACAACAACAACAGCACAGGGUACCCAUGUCAGACCCCUACAACUACCACCAACAACAGUCCAUGCAGCCACAAGCCCCCUCACAACGAAGCUUACCACCCCCACCAUCCAGCAAUGAAAGCCAACAGCAGGAUUGCAUGAACAAGAACAAGCGUCGGGGGGCACCACCACCCUCUCAUGAUAACCUCUUUCUUCGCGACACAAACGACCUUGGUCUAACGGUUACUGCGAAUCCCAUGGCGUUUGCGCACGAAGAGGAGGAACGAUUCCCCUCAUAGCCUAAUCCUCAUAGCCAAGGUACAGACUUUUGACCACAACAUGGAAGAUGUGCGCAUCAGCAACGCGUUAAAGACUCAUGCUUUAAAACUGAAAUGUGUUUGCAAAAAUGCAAGAGUUAUAUAUUUUAAUUAUUAAAUGACUGACGCUGUGAUGAGAUCUUUCACUCUUUGAGCUUUAUUGAGAAGCAUUUCUUCAUGUUGAAACUGGAAUCUUUGGAGCAUCAUAGCAACUUGCCAAUUGCCAAUGAGAGAAAAUGGAUUUAGGAUGACUGGUUCAUGAACCUGCCAAAAUAGACCUCGGAUGAGCAAUGGAUGUGUGAAGGAUAUAUUCACCUUCAAGUCUGGAUGAGUUCUUCAUAUCAUCAAGGCACCAUGGAAAUGAAACCUCGGAGCAAAGGUCUCCUUCUUGUUUGUAUUGCAUAUGAAGGGUACAUGGAUAUUCUCUGUCUCUGUUGGGUGUUUGAACCCAUGUUUGGGAACGUUAACCAUCAGACUCAUCUGCCAGUGGUCAAAGAAUGAAAGGGAUACUGCUCCAUGUCUUUUCAGCUAUGUUUAAUGUUACAUAUGAUUUCAAGUGAAACUCGGCUCACACAAAUGAGUCUCUCUAUAUGGCAAAUGAAAUAGACUGUAAUUUUGUACAGAUUGAUAUAUAUGACAUUGACUUCCUCUAUUGUAUUGCUUGCCCAGUUUAUUUGAGUUCUUGUGUAAUUCAUCUUUUUUAUAUGUGUCAUCAAUUUAGAUGGAGCUCACAGGCAAUGUGAGCUGCAUUUUGACUGGAUUGAUGGAAUUUUGAAAGAAAAUCUGUAUUAUGUCUCAUAGGUAAGAAAAAGAAAACAAAUGGAAAUAGAAAAUAGUUUGAUGUAUUUUUAUUUCUUUCUCAAUUUUAGUAACCUCACACCUUGAGUAAAAUUGAUUCACAAAACUAUUUUUUUUUAGAUAACUGAGUAAGAUGUUUUGAGUAAACUCAUGUUAAAAUUGAGUUUUGACCCUCGAGACCUACAAAUUUACCUCUGAGUUUAUUCAAAUUUAUUGGACAUAAUGGUGAAUCCGAGCAAAUCAUUUUGUUUCCUGGAAGGCUAGACAUUUCUCACAGUUAAAUUAAAUCAACUUUAACUAAAAUUAAGAUUUAAGUUUUAGCAAUAUUGUAUUCAAAUCAUAUGUGAAUUGCAAAUGAACAAAUUUCAGAAGUCUCUUACACAAGUGCUUCAUCACACUAUUAAAUAUUAAAUUGCAUACUUGACCUUCCAGUUCCCUCAUUUACCAAUGUAUCUUCCCUCUACUCUUGAUGGAAGUUCAAAAUUCAUGAAAGAUUUUGUUUUUGUAUGUUCAGUCGUUUUAAGAAGAGGAAUUUUUGGUUAGUAUAGUUUACCAGACAAACAUGGCAUGACAACAAUAUACAUGAGAGUGUAAGAUUAAAGGUACAUAAUAUUAGUCGUUAUAGAUGCUGUUGACAAGUAUAUAUAAAAGCCCUUAUAUUAGACAGAAAGAGACAUUCAUGUGUGAUGUCUUGAAUUCUAAAGCUGUAAAAAAAUGCUUUCUUAGACUAAAAAAGCCUGUAAAUGAUGCCCUCAAAGCUGCCAAAUUAAUGAGAUUGCCUGUGUACAGUUGUGUAUUGUAAAUGAUUCUCUACAAAGGCUCAUCUCAAAUCAUGUGGGGAAUUGUAAUCAAUGUGUAAAUAUUUGUUAAAGGAUAAUGUACAUUUCCCUUUGAAAACCUUAAAAAGGAGGAUUAUAUGUAUAUAUAUAUAUAUACAUCUAUAAAUAUAUAUAUAUAUAUUACUAUCGCCUGUAUUUUCUUGUGCUUUUUCCAAUGUUGAUCUGUUUUCAGAAGAGUGAUUAUGUAUCUGUAUUGACAUAAAGAUAAUGUUUCAAAUUGUUAACUUCGUUUCAUGAAAAUAUUAAAUUAGUAUUCAUUGUGCUUGGUAACUGAGAGAAAUAUGUUUUUUAAGAUAUUUAUGCCUCCGUCAUCAAAUGUGGUGCCAAAGGCAUUAUGUUUUUGAUUUGUCCAGUUGUCUGUCCUGCCCUUUGUUCCCGCUCAGAAACAUUGAGCAGAUUUAAACUUAGAUCAAGUAUGUAAAGUUAUGCAAGGAUUAUAUGAUUAGAUUUUGGGUGUAAGAGGUCAAAUGUCACAGGGUUAAAAAAAAAAUGUUUAAAAUUUACCAGAAAAUCUUGUUUAUUUGGGUAACUGUUUUUUUAUAGUUUUUUUUUUAUAGUUAACUCAAAUGAUGAACCAUGAUCAAGAUUUCCACACACCCAAUCAGUGGACUAAAUAUUUCUUGGCGUUCCAUUUGAAUGAUAUCAACCUUUGUUUGAAUCCUAACCAAGGCUUGAGAUUAGGAUGAUAUUAAACAGUGUAUACUGUUGGUUGUCUAGGUUUUGUAUUACAUGGUUCGUGAGUUUGUUUAUCUGUCCAACAUUUGUCGGUCGAUAUGAUAUAAUUAUGAUUUUGUCUGUAUUUUCAUGAAGAAAGGUUUUCUUGUGAUUUAUGUACAGGUAUUUAUUGUUAGACAGAGAGGGGGAAACGUUCUUGCAAGUUAAUAUUAGCACUGGCUUGGUUACUUUAUUUCAUUUGUCUAUAGGCAGUUCUACAUGUAUCACCCCAAAACCACUCUGUAGGUCUUCCAGAUUCACUACUAAAAGUGUGUGAUUACAAACUAUAAUUUUAAUGAAAUUAUGAGUGCAGCAACCUUCACUUCAAGUUCUGUCACAGCCACACAUACCUGGUGAUAUUCUUGUGUUCAGUUUAUUUCAUAUCUUAUGCUAAAAGAAAAUGAUGGUUCCCAAUAUUUUAAUGGAAUUUCUUUUCAAAAUGGGGGAAAUUUGAAUCAAUCAGUCAAUUAAUUAUUAGCAUAUAGGAAACUCAAAGAUGAUUAAUUUCUACCAUACGAAUGUGGUUAUUUUAUUGAAAAUUAAACAUUGCCAUGAUUAUGACAGAGUACUUAACACGCCGUGGGGCUUCACUACGUAGCAAAGCAAGACAAUGUCCAAUGAGAGAAGAUGCAUUUACGGUGGCAUCAUCAUUGUUGUUGUCCCUUUAACCUUCAAGAGGUAGGAUCACAAAAUUGAUAACACAGGUAUAUCUCUUUCAGGCGCAGGUUCAAUCUAGAAAAUGUGUCAAAUCUGACCAAGGUCAAACGUUCAAUGAACUUUAAUUAACAAGCUCCGUACACGCAGUGAGUUUCUAUAUCAUUUAGGUAGGAUCACCAAAUCCACACUUAAAGGCACAGGUCACGAUUUAAAAUGGGUCAAAAGAUCAUCGAACUGUCAGUUUAAAGCACUGUAAAAGCAAAGACUUGCUAUAGCUUUGAGGUCAGAUCACCAAAUUCAUACCACAGGAUCUUGAAAGUGUGAAAAGUCCCAGAAAAAUUACUAAUUACUAAAUUACUUAAUUUAUCAAGAUAAUGAUUAAAUGAAUGUUGACCAAACUGAUCAAGUAUGAAAAACUACUAAAAUAUUAAAUGAAAAGAAUUGGGGUAUGUGAGGUCUGAUGUUAAAGAUCACAGGAACACUAUCAACUGAUCAACCAAUAUACAUACAGGUGGAGGCAUUAGAGAUGCAGUCUGAUACAUCUUUUAUGACAGUACUUCACUUUAUUUAUGAAAAUGAUAUAUAUUUUCUCAUCCACUCAUUUGUAUUUGCAUAUGAACCUUCAUUGAACCAAGAUUACAAGUUCCAUGUUGUAUCUGCUGAUGUAGAACUGCAAUAAUAAAAUGGUAUCAUGUUUGUAGGAAACCCUGUUACAAUUUUUUUGUUUGGAAUAAUAGGAAUUUAUUGAUUUUUAUGUUUUCAUCUGUUAUGUAACUUUCCUUGAUUUCACUCAUUUAUUUCCUAUUUUUGUGCCAUAUAAAUUAAAGCUUUUGAAUGCCUUGGCAAAAAUAA
This is a messenger RNA of Strongylocentrotus purpuratus (purple sea urchin), 9028 nucleotides long. RefSeq names its product roundabout homolog 1. The transcript is spliced from 30 exons. Lineage: Eukaryota; Metazoa; Echinodermata; Echinoidea; Camarodonta; Strongylocentrotidae. Gene Ontology annotation, molecular function: protein binding; axon guidance receptor activity. The record is from RefSeq and is a predicted model, not a curated record. Gene Ontology annotation, biological process: axon midline choice point recognition; Roundabout signaling pathway; axon guidance. The coding region runs from base 321 to 5150 and encodes 1609 amino acids.